Molecule: messenger RNA, 1699 nt
Organism: Phragmites australis (common reed)
Lineage: Eukaryota; Viridiplantae; Streptophyta; Magnoliopsida; Poales; Poaceae
Product: dolabradiene monooxygenase-like
Exons: 2
Coding region: 38-1570 (510 amino acids)
Molecular function (GO): iron ion binding; oxidoreductase activity, acting on paired donors, with incorporation or reduction of molecular oxygen; monooxygenase activity
Source: RefSeq, a predicted model, not a curated record
GCACCAUACCCGCGCAGUCGCCGCUCACCACCCAAUAAUGGAGGCAACACUGCCGCUGCUACUCUUGCUCGUCCUCCUGCUCCUGUUCCUCGUCAAGCUCGUCGCCAAGAACCACUCCUCGCCGCCGCUGCGGCUGCCUCCCGGGCCAUGGCAGCUUCCGCUCGUCGGCAGCCUCCACCACCUACUCCUGUCCCGCCACGGCGACCUCGCCCACCGGACCCUGCGCGAGCUGUCCGGUGAGUACGGUCCGCUCAUGAUGCUCCGCCUCGGCGCCGUGCCCACGCUGGUGGUGUCCUCCGCCGAGGCGGCCAGGGAGGUCAUGAAGACCCACGACGCCGCAUUCGCGAGCCGGCACCAGACGCCGACGAUGGACGUGUUCAGCUGCGGCGGCCGCGACAUCCUCUUCUCCCCCUACGGGGACCUGUGGCGCCAGCUCCGACGCCUCUGCGUGCUCGAGCUCUUCAGUGCGCGCCAAGUCGAGUCCUUCCGCCGCAUCCGCGAGGAGGAGGCCGCGGGCCUCCUCCGUUCCGUCGCCGACACCUGCGCCGCACAGGGCGGCGGCGCCGUGGUCGACAUCGGCGAGAGGAUCUGCCGCGCUAUGAAUGACUCCGUGGCGCGCUCGGCCUUAGGCGCCCGGUGCGCGCGGCGCGACGAGUUCCUGCGCGAGCUCCACAGGGCCGCGCAGCUCGUCGGCGGGUUCAACCUGGCAGACCUGUACCCGUCGUCGCGGCUCGCGCGCUGGCUCAGCCGCGCGCUGCGGGAGAGCAAGCGGUGCAACCGGAACGUGCGCGACAUCAUGGGCGACAUCAUCCGCGAGCACGCCGUCGACGACACCGGUGACGGCGUAGGGGAGGAGGAGAACCUGCUCGCCGUGCUGCUGAGGCUGCAGAGGGACGGCGACGCGCAGUGCCCACUGACCACGGAGAUCAUCACCACCCUCAUCAUGGAAAUACUGGCAGCGGGGAGCGAGACCUCAUCAACAACCCUAGAAUGGGCCAUGUCAGAGCUGACAAGGAAUCCACGAGUCCUACUGAAGGCUCAAGCAGAAGUGCGAGAGGCUUUCAAGGGGAAAGACAAGCCAACGGAAGAUGACCUCCAAAAGCUAAGCUACUUACCCCUGGUGGUCAAGGAGGCGAUGCGCCUACACAUACCAGUUCCAUUCUUACUCCCACGAGUCUGCCGAGAGACAUGCCGUGUCAUGGGCUACGACAUACCCAAGGGAACAAAGGUGCUUGUAAAUGCAUGGGCGAUAGCAAGGGAUGGUAAGUACUGGGAGGAGCCUGAGGCGUUUAAGCCAGAGAGGUUCGAGAGAAAUAAUGUUGGUUUCAACGGCGUCGACUUUGAGUAUAUCCCGUUUGGUGCGGGCAGGCGGAUGUGCCCCGGCAUGGCGCUUGGGCUGACCAACAUGGAGUUGGCGCUUGCAAGCCUUCUUUACCACUUUGACUGGGAACUUCCUGACGGAAAGAAAAAAGGGGAAGAACUUGACAUGAGUGAGGCGUGUGGUCUCACCGCAAAGAGGAAGUCCAAGCUCGUGCUACACGCUACGACACGUAUUCCCUGUACAUAUUGACCUAGCUAUGUUCUUCUCUCUUCUUUUCUUUUUUCCGGAUCGAUUCCGCAAGACAAUGGCAUUUAAGUUGUAGUAAAUAAACUAUUGUACCCGCCCGUAUAGUUUGCAAUAUACUCCAAUUAAAGUCUA